Diaporthe citri is the source of this 1098-nucleotide messenger RNA. RefSeq lists its product as uncharacterized. Bases 1 to 1098 code for a protein of 365 amino acids. The transcript is spliced from 7 exons. The record is from RefSeq and is a predicted model, not a curated record. NCBI's taxonomy places the organism in Eukaryota, Fungi, Ascomycota, Sordariomycetes, Diaporthales, Diaporthaceae.
AUGGCGAUUACCAAGCUCCUAUCAACCUUCUUGGCCUUGUCAGCCACCACUGCUUCGAUGCUGGCAACCCUCACCUCGGCUCAAGAAACCAGCUACCACGAGGUCGCAUUCACUGUGUCGGGCGCUGCCGAAAAUUAUGAUCUCAGCCAUUACAACCAGUCCACCCCAGCCUUCAUCCAGACUGCCAUAUUCGAUGUAGUAAGCGGUUGGUAUACCACCACCUUGGUAAACGGAACCGAGACCAUUGCUAGAUACUACUGCGAGCCGACAACCAAAAACGAAAACAGCACAAGGCUGCAGCUCAUGUUUCAUUCUAUCACCGCGAAUAGAGACUACUGGUCAGCAAUGGGAGGUACUACGCUGGGAUAUGACAGCUACAAACCCGAGAUAUACUCCUGGAGACACUAUGCAAAUGGCCUGGGUUACCCUACAUUGCAACUUGACCGCCUAGGGCACGGCAAGUCGUCUCACCCGGAUCCCGUGGUUUAUAAUCAAGGCCCUUACGAAGCCUCCCUUUAUGUGGAUCUCGCCAACCAAAUCAGGUCCGGAAGCACAAGUCAGAUCCCACAGUACGACGAACUCCUGUGUAUCAGCAACUCCUACGGAUCAGUGCUUGGCGUCUACAUCUCCCAAACAAAUCCUGAACUUUUUAACACGAGCGUCUUCACGGGUUACACAAAACGCAUCCUCCCAUCGUACUACGGAAUCGCGCUUCAAAAUCCCCAAUCUGCCAACAAGCUCUUUCCAGAGAGAUUUCCAAACUCAAGUUUCCCGCUUUACUUAACCUCGCCCAACGAGUCAACCCGGACCAACUCCUUCUUCGGCUCCCACGAACAGGUCGACUUCGACCAGGACCUCGCCCAGAUAUGGUGGGAGCGCGAGGACGUCGUCGCGGCGGGCGAGUACAUGGGCACCUACGUCCUGAUGACCAAGGCGCCCGCCUACACCAGGCGCGUGCUCGUCAUCACGGGCGAGCAGGACCAGCCGUUCUGCGGGCAGGGCACCCCCCUGAUAGCGGUGGCCGCGUGCGGCGACCUGCUGCCCGAGAACGGUGGAGAUCUUCCCCAAUGCCGAGUUCAACUGGAAGAGGGUUGCUAG